Messenger RNA from Pleurotus ostreatus (oyster mushroom), 762 nucleotides. RefSeq lists its product as uncharacterized. The coding region runs from base 1 to 762 and encodes 253 amino acids. NCBI's taxonomy places the organism in Eukaryota, Fungi, Basidiomycota, Agaricomycetes, Agaricales, Pleurotaceae. The record is from RefSeq and is a predicted model, not a curated record. The transcript is spliced from 3 exons.
AUGUCCGAAAAGAUGGACAACAACUUUGGGCAGCUUCUAGGUGCGCUUCGCGCUCUCGCUCAGCCACCUUCGAUGCUGUCUGUUCAACAAGCGCCACCCACCUCAACCUCUACCCCACCGCUUCCUGCACCAAGCGCGUCGCCGCCCCCAACGCAGCCUUUCAUGAACCCCGCCUUUGUUCAUACGCCCCCUAACGCCAUGGACGCCCCCCCUUUAUUCCCCCUGCGACCUCUAACCCAGCAGCUGCAUGAGUUACGGCCACAGCAGCUGCACAAGCUGAUCACGUCCACCAAUGUUAAACAACUCAACCCCAACUCCCUCUUCAUGACCACAGACGGGCUGCAAAUUGCCGAAGCCUCUCUCUCACGCAAGCUGCCGUCGUUCGCGCUAUUCAUUCGCGCCCUCACCGUUUAUCUGGAUAUCCUCACCAACCACAUAGCCCUCACAACCAACAACUCAGCCAUGGUCUGCCACAUAGCACAUGGAGGUUUUUUCUACCUGAAGAUGCUGAACUACUAUAGUUCCAUCUACUCGUACAAAGCAAUUCUCGACUUCCACAUGGUAUUCCACGCCAAACGCCUCCGGGAGAUGGAACAGGGUAACUACUCGGGAUGGGGCAAGAUUGACUCUGACGCAGUAGCCGAGGUCUGGGACAUCAUCCAAAUCCAAAUCGAGAUCGGGCACCUCCCGUCAGGAAGAAGUUUGCAAGAACUUCAACAACGGCAAAUGUGCUUCCCCCUGUCGUCACAACCGCCUCCAUAA